CGCGACGUCUUCCCCAGGGCGAUCGAGAUCGACGCGGACAUCGCAUCUCUCCAGGAGGACGUCGCCUCCCUGGCCGCCGGCACAGACGCGGAGAAGCGGGCGCUGGACUCCGAGCUCCAGCGGCUGACCUCUCUGGUGACGACAUUCCACCGCCACAUGGAACAAAUCCUGCCGGGCCUCUCCUCGGGUGGCCAUCCCAGCGGCGGUGCCAGAUAG
Ostreobium quekettii is the source of this 216-nucleotide messenger RNA. The record is from the annotation of a GenBank genome assembly. NCBI's taxonomy places the organism in Eukaryota, Viridiplantae, Chlorophyta, Ulvophyceae, Bryopsidales, Ostreobiaceae.